AUGGAGGCAGUAUCUGCGCGGAUGGCGGCCAGAGACCGGUUUGGCGCCAUGGGCGACCCAGGUCCGUCGCACCUUCAACGAUAUAUCCAACAAGCCUGCAGUCCAGAGAACUUCGAGCCCAAUCUUGCUCUAAACCUCGAGAUCUCGGAUCUAAUCAACUCGAAGAAGGGCAAUGCGCCGCGAGAAGCUGCCGUAGCUAUCGUCAACUACAUCAACCACCGAAACCCGAACGUCUCGUUACUCGCACUCAACCUACUAGAUAUAUGUGUCAAGAAUUGCGGAUACCCUUUCCAUCUUCAGAUCAGUACCAAGGAGUUCCUUAAUGAGCUAGUUAGGAGGUUCCCUGAGCGUCCGCCGAUCAGACCUACGCGGGUGCAGCAGAAGAUCCUAGAAGCUAUCGAGGAGUGGAGGGGGACGAUAUGCAUGACGUCCAGAUACAAGGAGGACCUGGGGUUUAUCCGAGAUAUGCAUAGGCUACUGAGUUAUAAGGGGUAUGUGUUUCCGGAAGUUAGGACGGAGGAUGCUGCUGUGUUGAACCCAAGUGAUAACCUUAAAUCGGCGGAAGAGAUGGAGGAAGAAGAGAGAGCAGCCCAGUCUGCGAAACUCCAAGAAUUGAUUCGGCGUGGUGGCCCGGAAGAUCUACAAGAAGCCAAUCGACUGAUGAAGGUUAUGGCAGGCUACGAUACCCGACACAAAACAGAUUAUAGAGCCAAGGCCGCGGAGGAAGUUGGAAAAGUCCAGCAGAAGGCAAUGUUGUUGGAAGAGCGGUUGGAGGCAUUCCAACCAGGCGACAAAAUGACGGACGGUGAUGUAUAUGAAGAGCUGGCUUCGGCGCUCCAAAGCGCCCAUCCAAAAAUCCAAAAGAUGUGCGAAGAGGAGUCUGAUGACCACGAGGCGGUGGCGAAGCUGCUUGAGAUCAACGAUAGCAUUCAUCGAACGGUAGAACGGUAUAGAUUGAUGAAGAAGGGUGAUGUUGAUGCAGCAUCCAAAAUCGCAAAAGGGACGCUUGGGACGAGCACGGGCGUGGCUAAGAACGCUGAUAAUGAGCUCUCGCUGAUCGAUUUCGACCCAGAGUCCAAUGCAAGCGCACCCGUAGAAGUGCCUGCUCAAGGGCCGGCUGGCAGCGUUGAAGAUGAUCUACUCGGACUUUCACUGGGAGGCGAUAAAGGUUAUGGACAAGGGGGUGGUAUUUCCCUUGGAUUUGGGAACAAUACCACCUCAGAUAUCCCAGGUCCAGCUUUAAUAUCUUCAACAACGGAAUAUAGCACAGCAAGAGGGCCAACUCCUACUAGAUCUCCGGCUCCCCCAUCAGCGCCUGCGGUUAAGCCUGAUUAUUCUGCAUUUUCAGCGUUUGGACCACCACAGCUUGCCUCCAAGCCGGCCACUCCUCAGCCAUCUCUAUUCCAGCAACAAGAAGCAGUCAUGGCUAGCAAACCGCAACCCCCGAUCUCAGCAUCGGACCCCUUCGCAGCCUUGGCGUCUCCUGUCCGACAAGCAACCCCGCAACAAGCACAGCCGUCAAUGUUCGACUUUGGGAACCACCAAGCGCCCGCGCCUGCUGCAGCUCCUGCAACAGAUGACGACGAAUGGGCCUUUUCUUCUGCCUUGCCCGAAGGCCUUCCGCCUUCAAACACUAUCGAAAUCAACAAUACCGCUCUCAAUAUAUCAUUGCAUGCAACACGAGAGCCUCAGACGCCCUCCAUUAUCACGAUGGCAUUGACAUUUUCAAGUCGAUCAGAUGAGCCAAUAUCCGAGCUGACGUUUAUGGCAGCAGUAACAAAGGGAUACUCCCUCAAACUCCAACCACAAAGCGGGCGGAGGCUACAACCGCAUGAGACAGCGGGGGUCAAGCAGAUCAUCUAUCUAAAUGGGGCGGAACAGGGGCAAGGGGAGUCGGUAAAAGUAAGGUGGAAGGCGUCGUAUAGGAUUGGGGCGAGGCAGGUCAAUGAACAGGGAGAGGUAUCCUCGCUUGGGAUUGCUUGA
Messenger RNA from Venustampulla echinocandica, 1983 nucleotides. RefSeq names its product putative vhs-containing protein. Lineage: Eukaryota; Fungi; Ascomycota; Leotiomycetes; Helotiales; Pleuroascaceae. The record is from RefSeq and is a predicted model, not a curated record. Gene Ontology annotation, molecular function: ubiquitin binding; phosphatidylinositol binding. Gene Ontology annotation, cellular component: trans-Golgi network. The coding region runs from base 1 to 1983 and encodes 660 amino acids. The transcript has 4 exons. Gene Ontology annotation, biological process: Golgi to endosome transport; protein transport to vacuole involved in ubiquitin-dependent protein catabolic process via the multivesicular body sorting pathway; Golgi to vacuole transport.